Messenger RNA from Scatophagus argus, 1425 nucleotides. Its product is annotated as serine/threonine-protein kinase pim-1-like. Bases 1 to 1044 code for a protein of 347 amino acids. The record is from RefSeq and is a predicted model, not a curated record. Gene Ontology annotation, cellular component: cytoplasm. Gene Ontology annotation, molecular function: ATP binding; protein serine/threonine kinase activity. Lineage: Eukaryota; Metazoa; Chordata; Actinopteri; Scatophagidae. Gene Ontology annotation, biological process: regulation of mitotic cell cycle; negative regulation of apoptotic process; protein autophosphorylation. The transcript has 8 exons.
AUGUCAAAUAACAACUCUGAACCCCUGAGCGACACUAAGAAGGAAUCGCUCAAGAAGAACUUGAAGAGAAAAGUCAGAGAAGGGAGCAGCAACACACAGUCCAAUAUUUGCGGUACAACAGUGGAGGAUGUGAGCAAGAGGACUGGAAAGAGGAAGGCUGCCGCUGAUGAAGAAGAACCCUGCGCAAAGAGAAGGAAGGGCCAGCCAACCAUGACGGAUUUGAUAGAUUCCCGAAGAGCUGAAUUUGAGGCCAAAUACCAGCAGGAGAAUCAUCUCGGUGAAGGAGGCUGUGGAUGUGUGUUUGCUGGCUACCGCAAAGCAGAUCAUUUACCUGUUGCCAUCAAACACAUAGCAAAAGACAAAGUGUUGUGCAAAGAGAGACGAAAUGGGAAAGAACUCUCAGCUGAGGUGGCUGUGAUGUUAAAACUCCAAGCUGGAAGAACUGGAUUAAUGGAGGAAUCAGCACCCGUGUCACUCCUGGACUGGUAUGAUCUGGACCAGGAGCUGAUCCUGGUGCUGGAAAGACCAAUGCCAUGUAUGGACCUUUUAAAUUACAUCAGGACAAACAGAGGCCGCUUACAGGAGGACAAGGCAAAGAUCAUACUUAAACAGUUGGUUGAUGUAGCAAAUGAACUCGAGGAUAAGCGCAUCUUUCAUCGGGAUAUCAAACCGGAAAACAUCCUGAUUGAGACCAGCUCAGAUGUGCCGCGUGUUCGUGUCAUUGACUUUGGACUGAGCUGUUUCUUCAAGAAAACAUCAGUUUACCGUGUCUUCUGUGGUACCCCCCAACACGUCCCUCCGGAGUGGUACAGUCAUUAUACCUACAGGCCCGGCCCCACCACAGUGUGGCAGAUGGGAGUGGUCUUAUAUGAGCUGCUCCACAGAACAGUCCGAUUUGAUACCACAAGUUUCCUCAGACAUGAGCUGCCAAUCAGCGAUGAGCUGUCCAGAGAUUGCCAGGAUUUCUUACAGAAGUGUUUAAACACAUCCUACAUGCUGCGACCUACCCUGAAGGAGCUCCAGCUUCACCCAUGGCUCAGAUAAACCAACACUACACUCACACACGAGUUCAUGCCAAUACAAUACAUUCACAAUACAAGAACUAAUUCUGUUCUAGUUUUUCUUCACCAGGACCGUCAGGUUUUCUCCGGGUGCUCCGGUUAGACCAACUACAGUUCCUUUAGGCCCCCCGGCCGUCCGCGGAGAGGAGGAUCUCUCUUUGAAUUGCCUUUCCCGAGGUUUCUUCCCAUUUUUCAUCUGGCCUCAAGGUUUUGGGGAGUUUUUCCUCGUCUUCUUAGAGAGCUUGGGCCGGGUCAGGAGCUGCUUAUGAUUUGUGCUUAUGGCGAAAGCCAUAUCACAUCAUAAGGAAAAAAAAAUGGAUACUAAUCUAUCAACUGGUCAUUUUGUGAUAAUAUAAAAUAAUAU